CCACCACGCAAUUCAAUUUACUCGCGUCACCUUCCAAUAGCAACAACUCUUUUACCCAAAAUUCAAGAAAUUGACGAUAUACAAUCCUCCUCAUAUCCACACCCGUCUUUUUGAGUGUGCUCCGCAGAGCAUACUCGCGAAAUUCAUGACACAAAAUCUACAUUCAUAAUUGUUGCAGCGAUGCCAGCGCCGGGGGAACAGCACAACGGCAUAUCCAACCCUUUCGAGGAGGCCAAACCUCACAUAUCCGAAUAUACAGCCAUCGAGAUCGCUACAUUACAAUCGCGAUUAGAGAAACAAUUAGGUCCCGAAUAUCUUUCAGCACGCAGUGGUCCUUCUGGUCAGAAGGUUCAUUACAUCGCCGCCGAGAAAUGUAUCAAUCUCGCAAAUGAGGUUUUCGGAUUCAAUGGCUGGUCCUCUAGCAUCCAAAAUAUCCAAGUCGACUUCGUAGACGAAAAUCCCCAAACCUUUAAGAUUUCCCUUGGUUUGUCCGUUAUAAUUCGAGUAACGUUACGCGAUGGUACGUAUCACGAGGAUAUUGGAUAUGGGCAUAUCGAGAAUUGCAAAGGAAAGGCGGCUGCCUUUGAAAAAGCGAAGAAGGAGGGGACCACAGAUGCGCUCAAGAGAGCCUUGCGGAAUUUCGGCAAUGUUCUUGGUAACUGCAUCUACGACAAAGAGUACCUAUCUAAGGUAACUAAGAUGAAAGUCGGGCCUGUUAAAUUCGACGAGAAGAACCUGCAUCGCCAUUCGCACUUCGCCAAGAAAGAGGCAGAUGUUGUAAAGGUCGAACCUAAGGAAAGUGUGGACAAGGGUACGGAAAAGAUGACGGCGCAUGUUUCGGACUUGCUCGACGAGGAGUUUGGGGAAUUUGAUAUGGCCGAUUUUGGAGUUACAGACGAGGGUCACCCCGACGAGGUGGUGUUACCCGGCUCUCAUGGAACCAAUUCAAAUGAGAAGUCUCAAUAUUUACCUGCCGGUAAUACCAGUGAUCGCAAUACUUCAUUUACAAACAGUGCUUCAAGGCCUAUGCAACCACCUCCGAGACCGGCUGUACAACCUUCUAGACCCCCUCAAACUCCGACUCAGCAAACACCUCAGCGACCGGGCGUCCCUUUUCAAGGUCGUCCUAAUCCGCAACAUCCUAGACCCCCUAGUUUUAACAACGCAGCCCAGCAAGCAGCAACUAACAGUAGAACGAACCCCCCACCGCCGACUGCUGCGGCACCAACGGAGCCAGUCUCAUUUUUCUCAGCCCGGUCUAUUAAGGCUCCGCCGGGGGCUGCGGAUCCAGAUACUCUCAUCGUCCCACCACAGGGCGCUAGGUUAUUCGACCCUCGCUCAGAAAGUCCUUCGAUCCGAAAAACGCCCGGUAUCGAUCACAACUCUUCCAAGCCGGUAUCAAGAACCGGACAGCAUGUUCCACCCGUCAAGAGAGAUCAAGACCCGCAACGCAGUUCAACAAGUUCUUCAGCCGCCAGUGGCUUCUCUAAUGCAUCUAGCUCGGGUCCCAGCAGACCGACCGUGGGCGCUGUCGGCAGCCCCGCGAUGAACCAUGCUAGACAGAUUGGUGCCCCCGGCGGUGUGGGAAGCCCUUUAGCAAAUAGGGGACAGUAUCGACCAUUGACAGUCAAACGGCCAGCUCCAUCGGGACCCGAGGCAGGCAAUAGGACGCCACUAACGGAAGUAACGACGAACGGCCCUCCCCAGGGCGUAAAUGGCGGCGGAGGAACGGAUCCUAAAAGACAGAGAGUAUCCUAAUCAGGAUGGCAAACGAAUACUUUAAAAUGCAGUCUUGCUUGUAUUCUACGGGUUUUACGGACACAGGUUUUUUUAGGCGGUAAUGUUCGGCGUUUUGGAGUACAUCCGCUAAGGGAUUCGGCGGAAAGCUGUCACUAGACCCAUAAUGUGUUGGCCUUCCGUUUAGUUGUAUGGCCACUGGACGUUAUAGAUGAAUUCUUCCAGAUGUCAAUAGACACGAUAGAAGCAGGAAGCAGCCCUGGAAGGUUUUCAACCCCUGUCCUUCAGCUACCCGGAAGUAAUGAUUUCCAUUGAGUGACUUGAUUCGAUUCGAUAUUUUCACAAUAAUCCCUUAAAAUGACAUCUACAUUGGGUGAAGUUGAGUAGAACCAUAGUACAUGACAAGGCGUUCGCCGAUGCCUCACCAUUCAUCGAAGUAGUAAGAAACUCGGGAGAAACAUAAUACCGUUCGAUUGGUAAUAAUCGCGGUCACCAGAAUUAUGACUCCAAUGUUAAAAGAAUACCCGAGGAAGGACAAAUGUUGCGAGACGAGACGUUUUAGUCAUG
Hypoxylon trugodes is the source of this 2304-nucleotide messenger RNA. RefSeq names its product recombination protein Rad52. Gene Ontology annotation, biological process: DNA recombinase assembly; double-strand break repair via homologous recombination; double-strand break repair via single-strand annealing. NCBI's taxonomy places the organism in Eukaryota, Fungi, Ascomycota, Sordariomycetes, Xylariales, Hypoxylaceae. The transcript has 3 exons. The coding region runs from base 181 to 1758 and encodes 525 amino acids. The record is from RefSeq and is a predicted model, not a curated record. Gene Ontology annotation, cellular component: nucleus.